This is a messenger RNA of Spinacia oleracea (spinach), 2202 nucleotides long. RefSeq names its product WAT1-related protein At5g07050-like. The record is from RefSeq and is a predicted model, not a curated record. Gene Ontology annotation, cellular component: membrane. Gene Ontology annotation, molecular function: transmembrane transporter activity. NCBI's taxonomy places the organism in Eukaryota, Viridiplantae, Streptophyta, Magnoliopsida, Caryophyllales, Amaranthaceae. Bases 690 to 1793 code for a protein of 367 amino acids. The transcript has 7 exons.
CUGGCUCAAGGAAAAAAAAUUGACGAAUGUUAUAAGUAGAAAUACAAAACAUUCAAUAACACCAAACAACGCAAGGGUUUUUCCUAAAUAUCCAACUACGUACAGUUUUGGGACAUAGAAUCAACGCUCAUCAUGCUUAGAAAAACAACAAAUAGAAAAUAAAAUGAAGAGGCAAGAGCCCUAGUGGACUGCACAGUCAGAGGUCGAUAAGAAAAAUGCAGCUUCAGUUUUAGCAAAAAAAAAUUACUGUUGCUGUUUCAUUUCCGCCAUUUGCUCCCUUUCACCCACUGAAUAUUCCACUUUUUGCUCUGUGAGUGAACCUAAUGCUUAGGAACUUCAAUUGAACAGGAUAAAGUCCCUUUCUAUUUUUAAUCACAUGUAUUUACAAAAGUCUCGUACGUGAAAAACUGGGAAUAUUGAUAAAAUAACAUAUCCUGGGUAUUCAAAAGAUGGGCGGAGGCAGGAGCACUAAGAAUAUUUCUCCUUUUGGAAAUAUAUUAUAUCUUUUCCUCUCUUAAUUGUGUGAAAAAUAGAAAGCAAGGUCAUGGAUGGGUCAAGAACAUGAUACGGCAAUGUACCAAGAGAAUCAAACAGCUUUUUAAAACAUCCACUAUAAAUGUUAUAAGACAUUAUUGGCUUCCAUGCUAUGUUAAUUAAAAGGGAGAAUAGCAAUCAAACUAUACAAAGCCAUGGUUGUUGAUUAUUUAAGUUUGAGGGUUAAUUGCAGAAGGUUCAGGCCACACAUAUACAUGGUUAUAGUUCAGAUGGCCUCGGCUUUUCUUUAUUUCAUAACCGAAGCUGCUUUCAACCAUGGGAUGAAUCCUCAUGUUUACGUCACCUACCGCCACUUAGUAGGUGGUAUUGCAGUAUUUCCGUUUGCCUAUUUCCUUGAAAGGAAAACAAGGCCAAAGAUGACAUUAAGCAUGUUCAUUGAAAUCUUUAUCUAUUCUCUACUUGGAGUGGGAUUAACAAUAAACAUGUACUUUGCAAGCCUAAAAUACACUUCACCAGCAUUUCUGUCAGCAACAGUAAACACGAUUCCUACUUUGACCUUUAUACUAGCAGUGGUAUUCAGGCUGGAGACUCUUAACUUGAGAAAACGCCGUGGAUUAGCAAAAGCCACUGGAACUUUAAUAACCUUAGCAGGGGUGAUGACCAUAGCAUUAUACAGAGGACCAGCAAUCAAACGCUUGUGGGAACCUCUGAUACACCUGAUGAAAAGUGACUUCCACAAAAAUUGGAUAAAAGGCCCAAUACUUUCACUAGCAAGUUGCAUAUCAUGGUCAAUAUGGUUCACAAUGCAGGGAUUCACAUUGAAAAGAUAUCCUGCACCACUGUCAUUAGCCACAUGGGCAAACUUUAUAGGAGCAGCACAGUCUGCUGCUUUCACUUCUUUGGCUGUUAGACAUCAUCCAGAUGCAUGGGUGCAGAAAUCCUUCAUCAACAUAGCAACUAUUCUAUUUGGUGGAGUGGUUUCAUCUGCAUUAAACUUCAUCAUGAUCGUAUGGUCUUCAAAAGAAAAAGGCCCUGUCUUUGUAACUAUGUUUUGUCCCCUACAGACACUACUAGUGGUGAUCUUCGCAUAUUUCAUUGUUGGUGAAAAGCUAUACACGGGAAGCAUCGUAGGAGGAGUUACUAUCAUCAUAGGUCUGUAUCUAUUGCUAUGGGGCAAAGCAAAAGAUCGAGUAGUCAUCAUCACAUCCGAGAAGAAACCAUCUCUGUCUGCCAUCAAGCAGAAUGAACCGAAGAUGCAAAUAGUGACAGUGAUAGAAAGGGAGUCAUUGAAUCAGUAACUGAAAACUGCAAGGUGGAAAGAAUCCUUAUAUUCUCACCAACUAACUGAAAAAAACAGUAGCAUAUGGACCUUGCUUCAAAUUUUCUUAUUCUAGCAACUAUAGAACAGCUAAAGGAACAAAACGUGAAAUAAACAGAGAUCACCGCAAGUUCAGAGAGCUAGAAAUAACAAUGAUAGAAGUUGAUUUUCAUGUAACAUUUAUGAAAAAAGCAAGUAUUACCAUACAAAAAGCUAAGUCAACUGCCUAUUCAAUCUUGACUGUUUUUUUUUCAUGGUAUAGAUUUUGAGAGAUGAUAUUAACUAUAAAGGAGCAUGAAAUGCAGGAAUAUAUGUCGAAUGAAGCUAUGACAACAUUCUGAUAAUCUCAUAAAAAGCACACAUAUUAUUCAGCAUGAUAAAUUGACCCU